GCAAUCUAACAGAAUCUGUAGUGGAAUACAUUUCAAAAAUAACCCUCCCAACCCUGGAUUUAUGUAUACUAAAUUUACCUAAAAUAUGUAACAGAUUAAUCAAAUAAUAUUUAUUUUAGGAUUAGCCUUCCGGGUACGCCUACAAAUUGACGUCAUAGACAAACAUGCACGUUUCAAUGGAGGCCCGGCAGGUCACGUGACUCUCGCACCCGUGAUUUGUCCUCUUCACGUCGCGGUUUGCGUUGAAAGAUGGCCGUAGUGGAGCAGCGUCCGCCUGUGCGGGAGGGAAUGCGGAUCGCGGUGCUGUGCGUGUGCUGGUACACCGUCAGCUCGGGCGGCAAUGUGAUAAACAAAAUCAUUCUCAACAGCUUCCCCUAUCCGGUUACGGUCUCUCUUUUCCACAUCCUUUCAAUCAUCGUGUUUUUGCCGCCGCUGCUGCGCGCAUGGGGUGUCCAGCGCAUUGAGGUGUCGGCACGCUACUACCGCUGGUACAUCCUGCCGCUCGCCUUCGGGAAAUACUUCUCCUCCGUCUCUGCCCAUUUCAGCAUAUGGAAGGUUCCGGUGUCGUACGCGCAUACUGUGAAGGCCACCAUGCCCAUCUGGGUGGUUCUGCUGUCACGGAUCAUUAUGAAAGAGAAGCAAUCCACAAAGGUUUACGUGUCUCUUAUACCAAUCAUUGGCGGUGUCCUGUUAGCCACAGUCACAGAACUGUCCUUUGACCUUUCUGGAUUGAUCAGCGCUCUGGCAGCCACUCUCUGCUUCUCUUUACAAAAUAUAUUCUCCAAAAAGGUCCUGCGGGACACCAGAAUUCACCACUUGCAUUUGCUGAACAUGCUAGGCUUUAAUGCACUUUUAUUUAUCUUGCCCACAUGGACUUUAGUGGAUCUCUCCAGCUUCCUGAUGGAUGGAGACCUGUCUGAGGUGUCCAAUUGGACCGGAACAAUAGUGCUGCUCUUCAUUAGUGGUUUCUGCAACUUUGCACAGAACAUGAUAGCUUUUAGUGUGCUGAACCUGGUGAGCCCACUCAGUUAUGCUGUAGCCAAUGCGACAAAGAGGAUUAUGGUCAUCAGUAUAUCCCUGCUGAUGCUUAGGAACCCUGUCAGCAGCUUCAACAUUAUGGGCAUGAUGACUGCAAUACUGGGCGUCUUUCUCUAUAAUAAGGCAAAAUAUGACGCCAACAAAGAAGCCAAAAAGAAACUACCGGUUUCAGCACAGGAUGUGGUUUCAUUCGACAAACCCCAAUCCAACGGCAGCGAGCCGUUCACCCAUAGCUCAGACUUUCAGCAUGGUCGGAGCACAGUGCUCACCGACCAUUUUCAAUACAGCCGACAGGCCUACACGACAAACUACAACUCCAGCCAGUAUGUUGUGUGAGCACUUUGGUGGACUCUAAAGACUGAUCUCAGACCUCCGUACUUGAAAACGGAUGGCUGUGUCUUUCGGAUGGACGAGGAAGCGUAGAAGUUGAUUGGGAAAGGAAUGUUUUCUCAUAAAAUCGUACUGUUUUUUUUUUAUAUAGACCUGUUAUUUAUUUCAUAACAAACCUUAUGUUGUUUACUUUCCCUCUUGCUUCAAUGUCCGAUGGCAGUUUAUGAUAAAAAUGCUCAGUGGUGUGUGUAGAAUUAUAGGAUGGUGAUGGGAUUUUUUUUUUUUUUUUUUUUUUUUAAUAUGGUGGAAAUCAUGAGCACUUUGGUUCCUAAUGGAUCAAGAUUUUUUUCUUUUGCACAGAUGCAUAUCAAUGCAGUACAGAAUGUAAUGUGUCUUCGUCACAAUUCGUCACUGCUACUGGCAGUGAGUGACCGACAGGCUAACAGCGAGACCUCUUCCAUAUAUAACAUACACUGGGUCACUGCAAACACGCAUGCAUCAGGGUAUUAGUCAAUAUUCUGUUUUUGCCUUUUUGUUUGUAAAUAUAAAAUUUUUAUAGAAUAAGGUGCAGUGUUAGAACAUAUCAUGGACUGAAAGACUGAAAACAGCCUUUUGAAAGUCUAAUAUCUGUGAAGGAAUCUUUUUUUCCUUUUGGGGAGGGUUUGUUUAAUCAGAGUUCACUGUUCAAGAUCACUUAUGUCAUGGUGUACUUUAUCAUGCAUGAUUUUCAUUAGGUUUUUUGUUUGUUUUUUUACUAAAGAGAAGACAAUAGGCCAAGACUUGCAAUGAACUUUUAAUAAUUCUAUCAUCUUAUAGCUCAAUAUUAAAUAUCUAGUUAUCAAUAUUCAGAGGAAAAAGGUUUACAUGAAGGUAUUUCAGUUUAUGGAAAGCAAAGAAAAGGAAUUGGGAUAAUCUAACAAUGAAGAGUCUAAAUUCUCCAUACCUAGAAUGCAAGUGGGUAUGGAAAUACUCAGAAGAGACCUAUCUUUAUGAGCUGCUGUUACAUGUAGGUGACUAUAAGCUGAGUGAGAACAAUCCUAUAUAAAGGUGCAAUAUUCCUUUCAAUUAUGACAGAUUUUUGUUUGCUUUUUCUGAACUGAUUUUAAAUGCAUAGAUUUAAAAAUGAUGCAUUGUGUUAAACAGCUGAGUGUACUGCAUUCGUAUUGGUCACUGAAAGCAAUAUUUAAUUAGCCUAAAUAUUUAUUAAAUAAACACAGGCGGAAGGGCUGUGUGAAUGAUAGUUGUUCUGUCUGUGCAGAUUCUGUGUGGGCCUGCUCAUUGGGUAUUAUUGACCAUUUCUCUUUGUUUCCAAAUGUAAGCUUUAGUUUUAGCAAACUGGGUGUUUUAGGUUUUUUCUUUUUUUUUUUUUCUUGUCUUGCUGCUGGAAUGUUUGAUGCAACUUGGCAAAAAUCAUGCAGGUUUUUUUUUUUUUGCGUAUAACUGCAAAGAGAAAAUAAGAUUGGGGAUAAAUAAAAUAAAAAUUAAAGGAAUAUUCCAGGUUCAAAACAAGUUAAGUUUAAUUAACAGCAUUUGUGGCAUAAUGUUGGUUACCAUAAAAAUACAUUUUGACUUGUCCCUCCUUUAUAGAAAAAAAGCACAAUCCGAGUUACAGUGAGGCACUUACAAUGGAAGUGAAUGUGGCCAAUCUGUAAACAUUAAAAUACUAUUUCAAAACUAAAGCCACAAGACAUAAAUAAUAUGCUGUUAACAUGAGAUUAGUGUGAUAAAAUUGCAUACUAAACUGUAAUGUUAUAGCAAAUUUUACAACUGCAUUGCCAUGACAACAUAAUGCCGGAAAUGCCUUUACAGGUCAAAUAAUACACCGGUUUUAACAGAAUUAAUGGAUGAUUUUAUAAAAUUAUAAGCUUCACAUUUCUGCCAUAAGCCCUCCAACAAAUUGGUCCAUUCACUUCCAUUGUAAGUGCCUCACUUUAAACCAGAUUUUUAGCCUUUUUUUUUUUUUUUUUUAAAGAAAAUGAGGGACUAAUCGAAUUAAAUUUUUGUGCUAAUCAACAUUAUGCCUCAUGUGGUUAAUUGAGCUUAAAUUGUUUUGAACCCAGAAUAUAAGUCUUAUGUAUUCUAAGCAACACCAUAAUGUUUUUUUGUUUUUUGUAAUAAUUCUUGAAAGAUUGGGAUUGGUUCAUGGGAAAUAGUUUUUAUUUAUUUUUUGUCUCUAUAUAGAGAGUUUUAGAGAAACUGUUAAGCAGUUGUCAGUAGCGGUACAUGAAAGCUUGUAUGUGGGUGUGAUCUUUGUUCCUUCUGCCUGUAUUUCACUGGUCCACACCUAUUGCUUUUAUUAUUUGAUGUCACUGGGUGCGUGGCUCAAAAAUCUUUUUUUGGUGCUUUUGUUUUGUAGGUAAUUGAUUGAUCUAUUUGUGCAUUGACGAGAGUAAUUUGACUGAUGGGGCAUAUUUAUUACAUAUGAUAAAUAUAUCAAGUUGGCACUGGAUGCUCAUGUCUCAAACUGGGAUUUUAAAGGAUUUGAUGCUUGGUAAACAACUUGUGGUUUAUUCAUAUCACAGAGAAAAAUUAUUCUCAACUUCAAAGCACUGGAAUGAUCAGAUGUAAUAAUCAUCACUUCACCUUUCUAUUCAGAAUAUCAUACACUACUGUAGUAUUUGAUGUUCUUUAACUUUCAGUCAACUGCAGAAUCUUUAGCUCUUACCUUUUUACCCCUAGAAGAUUCAUAUGUGUCUCUAUAAUACUGUUAUUGAGCCCCAUGUAGUUUUGUUUUUUUUCUUAUGGUGUGGAAAUGUAUUGUCAUACUUUUCUUUGUUGAGAUUUUUGACUUUCAUACAGUGUUUAUAUGAUUUGAUUUUAAGAUUCAUUGGUACGGUUAUUGUUGUAUUCUAUCUUGUCAAACAGGUUGUAAGAUUACUUAUUUUUAAAUGUGGAAAUAUACAAGGUGAAUUGAUAAAGCUUGUUCACCUCUUUGUUUCAGGCUGCAUGAAGUGAUGUUCAGGAACUUUCAGUAUAUUUAAUUACUCAAUAACAUUCAGUAUAUAUAGAGAGAGAGAGAGAGAGAGAGAGAGAUGCAGGCAGCAUUGUGUGGGGUCCAAGCUGAACCGAGAA
This is a messenger RNA of Xyrauchen texanus (razorback sucker), 4440 nucleotides long. Its product is annotated as solute carrier family 35 member E1-like. Lineage: Eukaryota; Metazoa; Chordata; Actinopteri; Cypriniformes; Catostomidae. Gene Ontology annotation, molecular function: antiporter activity. The transcript is spliced from 6 exons. The coding region runs from base 250 to 1374 and encodes 374 amino acids. The record is from RefSeq and is a predicted model, not a curated record. Gene Ontology annotation, cellular component: Golgi apparatus.